Messenger RNA from Thyridium curvatum, 631 nucleotides. RefSeq lists its product as uncharacterized. The transcript has a single exon. NCBI's taxonomy places the organism in Eukaryota, Fungi, Ascomycota, Sordariomycetes, Thyridiales, Thyridiaceae. The annotation marks the transcript as partial. The record is from RefSeq and is a predicted model, not a curated record.
AUGAGAUAUGGACCUUACCUUUUCGGUCGCCGCAUGCCGCUCCCCUUUCAUUACAACCCGUGUGCGCGAUCACGAAAAGAUGUCCACACCUCAACCGUCAAGAUCCAUGUCCAGACCCGUACCCUUGUCCACGGUGCCCUCAUUGACCAUCCUGUCACCAGCCUCGCGUAUGACCUUGUCGAGAAUACUCCUGACCUGCUUGCACCCGUCCACGCCGACGGCCAGCAUGCCCUCGAGGCGCGAGACCUGCACCCUGCUCUCGCACACGAGCACGGCCACGCGGUCCGUGUCGCCGAGCGUGGCGACCGUCAGGCUCGGCAGCUCCUGCUCCUCCUGCAGGUUCAGGUCGAGCAGGGGGUCCGCGCCCUCGUCGCCGGCGGCGUAGGUCGACGUGCUGCCCGCCGUGCAGGCGGCGACGUAGUCGGUCAUGGGGAUGCCGGCGUCGACGGCGGCGAGGGUCGCGGCGUUGAUGAGCGCGGCGAGCAGGGAGCCGUCCUGCGAGAGGACGUGCAGGCUGAAGGCGAUGGUGCUGUGGGGGAAGAGGUGCGUGUGCAGCGUCGAGGAGAGGGUGUGGGAGAGGGUCGACGAGAGCUCCUGGAGGCGUCUGGUGGUUGUCGAGGUCAGGUCAGCU